CCCUCUUUUAGACCGAGUAUAAUAUAGGAUCUAAACCUGCAACCUUGAUCCCAUUGUAUCUUCUGCCGAUGGAAGCAAACUGAAACAUUUUUUUCCGUCGUUGUUAGCUUUAAUAAUACUUAUCUAUUUUUUAAUUUGUCGUAGGAGCGACGCAUUAGCAACAACCCUGUCGGCGCUGUACGGGAAGCUGCUUGUCGUCAUGGGGAUCGCUUUCCCUAUGGCUGAGGUCAUCUCUACAUACAUUCCACCCUCCUUCUAUGAGGGCUUCUACCUAUACCUGUACAUCGGCAGCAUGGUCUUCUUACUAUACAUGUACGCGGCUCUCGUCAGGGACCGGUCCAAGUCUUCGGCACCAGAUACCACCGUCGUUGCAAAAUCAGACUCGAGCUCAUCCCCAUCGGAGUCAGAUUCCUGCUCAUCCCGCACUGAGCGCAGCACGGCGACCGCUCCGCACGUGCCGCCGCAGCUGUCAGCCAAGCGCCUGUCUCUCGCUUCGCACUGGCCUCAAGAACUCACCACUACGGCAGCUUCUACCUGA
Trichoplusia ni (cabbage looper) is the source of this 538-nucleotide messenger RNA. Its product is annotated as proton channel OtopLc-like. Bases 200 to 538 code for a protein of 112 amino acids. The transcript has 3 exons. NCBI's taxonomy places the organism in Eukaryota, Metazoa, Arthropoda, Insecta, Lepidoptera, Noctuidae. The record is from RefSeq and is a predicted model, not a curated record. Gene Ontology annotation, molecular function: proton channel activity. Gene Ontology annotation, biological process: proton transmembrane transport. Gene Ontology annotation, cellular component: membrane.